CCGGGCUUUCACAUGUUUGCAAAUGUGUACUGGCACAUACUACAUACAUGGUAUAUUGACAUGAGCGACACUAGCUGGGUGGACCUUCUCUCUGAUCGACCAGAGAGACCUAUUCUAGUGACUGGGAGCACACCACAACACGGGCAUGGCUCUGAAACUACUACCCUCAGGUGUCAAGUAGCCUCUCUACUCAGGGACAAGCAACGGCUCACACAAGAUGCCCUCAAGAGUCGAGAGAUGAAUGCUGCAUUGUCAUCUGAGGCUCAAGGACUGAGAGAUCAACUAGACGAGAGUCGGAGGCAGUCAGAGGAAGUAUGUGCAGUAUUAGAGGAACAGUCUCAACUUAUAGCAGAGCUCUCCCAGUUCCAGAGUGAUGGGGCUAAUGAACUGAAGCACUGUCGUGAGACUAUACACACACUGGAGGAGACUGUGUGUGAGAAAGAGAGAGCAUUAGAAGGAGUGUAUGCACAUGUUCAAGAGUUGAGAUCUGAAGUUCACCGUCUGUCUACUCACCUACAAGCCUCAGACUUGGAGAGACUAACUCUACGCAAUGCAGAGAUGAGUCAAAGCCUCGCCUCCACUCAACACACACGCACACUCCUCGAGAACCAACUGCUCACAAUCAAACAAAAACUAGCAGAAGAAAAGGAACGCUCUGCCAACUUUGAAAUGUCAGCACAGCAAGCCAAAGUAGCGUUGACUGACAAACAAAAUGAAGUUGAGAAGUCCAAAGUGUCUCUAGUUGUCUACAAGGAGGCCAAAGAAAGACAAGUGGAUACACUCAGGGCUACCAUUCAGAGCCUCUCUCAGAAAUGCCAGUCACUAGAACUGCAACACCAGCAAGAUAUCUCCCAGGUCAAAGGUCAACUGGAGGCCACCACACAUGAGUUGCACUCUGUACUGAGACAGAAGCGACUAAUUGCAGAGCAAGUAUCUGAUUUAGAAGGGGCAAUAGUUAGCGCUAGAUGCCAGCUGGAUAGUCGUGUUGCCCUUGGCAACGAGAUGAAGGCGCUACUGGAACAAAGGGCAGCUCAAAUUAAACACCUCCAGAGAAAUAAGCUCUCAAUCGCCAUGGAAACAGAUCUACUGAACAUGUCAAGAGAGUCACUGGUUGGUAGUGAGUUGAGUAUGUGCUCGUCAGGGCUUUCCUCCGUGAGGCGCUUCUCCACUGCACAGGCUGAGAUAGUUCACUUGAAACAGAGAUUGUCCGAGUCUCGUGCUGCUACUGUUAGACUAGAGGUGACCUGUGCACAGUUGAGGACAGAGGGGGCACGGUUACUAGGGUCACAACAAGCCCUAGCAACCAUACGACAACAACUACUCACUGAAAACACUUCAUUAGACAAAGGUCAAAGGUCAUUCAAAGAAACAUGGGAGAGAGAAAAGGACGACAUGAAGAAUCACGUUCUGUCACUACGUAAUGAGUUACAUCAGACAAGGCAAUUGGUGUCGUCAAGGGAGAUGCAUAGUGUACGCCUCGUCUCCAUGGAAACAGAACUAAAUCUCUCCAAACAAACAGUGUCAAGUCUUGAGUUCGAGCUAGGUCAUGUGACAUUAUUACUGGACUCAGAUUGUGUGUAUCUACGUGAGACAGUGGGUGUGGUCAAGAGUCAAGUGGAUAGGUUCAAGAGUGACCAAGUACAAGUACUGGAGGGACUGUCCCUCACAAACACUGUCAACACCAAGAGAGCUGCUCAAAUACAAGAGAAGGAAGACUCUCUGUCCCAACUGAUGGCAGAGGUGAACCUGCUCAGAGCUAGGAAGAAAGUGUUGGGCAAUCAUAUCAGUACUUCUGGAGGAGGUCAGAGUUCACUGCUACGACUAAAGGAGCGUCUGAAAAAGGAGAAACUACAAACCAACUUUGUACGCCUAAGGCUAGGUUAUGUUCUUCGUGAGUUGCGACUGUACAAGCAACUGGUUGUUGCUCUGGAAGGCAGAGAGAGGGAAUUGCAGUGUGGCUUCAGUAACUUGCAGCAACAGCACUUGUUGUGUGUGGACAAGUUACGGACUGCAGAGCUAGCUACGACACAUUGAACAUUGUUUGUAUACUCAUUGAAUAUUGCCAAUCAUUCA
Halichondria panicea is the source of this 2073-nucleotide messenger RNA. Its product is annotated as 227 kDa spindle- and centromere-associated protein-like. The record is from RefSeq and is a predicted model, not a curated record. Bases 13 to 2034 code for a protein of 673 amino acids. The transcript is spliced from 14 exons. NCBI's taxonomy places the organism in Eukaryota, Metazoa, Porifera, Demospongiae, Suberitida, Halichondriidae.